CGGCCCGCCUAAUUGUAAUGAGAGUGUGCUCAGUAUAUUAAUCCGCAUGUUAUCUUUUUUUUCCGAUCUCUAUGCCCUGUACAUUUUUUUGAAAAAAAUAUCAUUUCCCAGCACGACGUAUUGCCCGCGAAAGCGGCAACUGUAAACGGGAGUCAACGAUCUUCCCAGCUGGCUUAGAACUGAUCUGCGGUUUCAAAGUGAAGCAGCCAAAGCAGUGAGGCAGUUGUGUACCUACAGUAUUAGCGAGUAUGUUCCACGGGGCAUCAGUGCAUACUGGACCUGCAUUGCCAUCAUGAGCACUGUGUAGAUCGGGUAACCCAAUAACAUCACAGUAUUGUUUAACAUUUAUUUUGUUGAUAUCCACUGUCCAUUCUACAGUCUGCACAGAUGAGUUCAUAUUUUGUAAAUCCAUUCUACUCUAAGUAUAAACCAGGAGAAGCUUUGAGUCCCACUUACUACGACUGCCGGUUUCCACAAGACGUGACCAGCAGACACGCUGUCGUCUAUGGUCCCAGCAGCGGCGCAAGCUUCCAGCACCCAGCUCAAGUUCAAGAUUUUUACCACCAUGGGACAUCUGCACUUCCUAAUGCUGGCUUUCAACAGAAUCCUUGUGGAAUUACGUGUCAUGGUGACCCCUCUAAAUUUUACGGAUACGAUAACUUACAAAGACAGCAAAUUUUUACGACACAGCAAGAGGCCGAUCUGGUACAAUAUCCUGACUGUAAAUCGUCUAGCAGUAAUAUUGGCGAAGAACCAGAACACUUAAAUCAGAACUCGUCUCCUACUCAAAUGUUUCCCUGGAUGAGACCUCAAGCGCCCGGCAGACGCAGAGGAAGGCAAACUUACAGCCGCUUCCAAACACUGGAGCUGGAAAAGGAAUUUCUGUUCAAUCCGUAUCUGACUCGAAAGCGAAGGAUCGAGGUUUCACAUGCUCUGGGACUGACAGAGAGACAGGUGAAGAUUUGGUUUCAAAACAGGAGAAUGAAGUGGAAAAAGGAAAACAACAAGGACAAAUUUCCAAGCUCUCGGAACGACGACGAGGAGGAAGAGGUCAAAAAAGAACAGGAAGAGCCUGAGCAGGAGACAACAGAAAAAGAGACCAAGUAACUUUACCCCCUUUGGCCUCUAAGCAAAACGUCAUUCAGUUUGUCCAAACUGCACUGUUAAACAGUGUUGAACAGAAUGAAUCUCCGGCACAUUGAUGGCUAGGUUAAUGUAAACUGUCCACCUGUUUUUUGAAAUUCUUUAGAGCCUUAAUUCAACAUUAUUUCUCAUGAAUUCGCUGUGCAUCAUUUUAACCUUUUCAAUCACACCUUGACAGAUCAGCCAUCAAAUAGAAAUUUGCGGCUCCCCUUAUUAUAAGUGGCAAGUGGCAAAAUCACAGAAGAAAUCGCCAUUUUGAAUAAAGGUUUUAUUGCUUUUUAAUAAGUCGAAAAUAUGAGAUGGUAUCGUGAUUGAUUUAGUUUGUUGAUUUUAUUUAGCAUUUUGUGAUUAUACCCAACAACAUGAACUGCCUAAUAGAAUGAAUAAUUUGGAAUGUAUUGCGAACACACUUAAUGAUAGAAAAAAUGUGCACUUACGAUGUGUCUUAAUUACUGUGCGUUUGAAAUAAUUGGUGGUGUAUUGCGGCCGGAAAUUCUCAACCAUUACCUAUCUCUGAUACGCAAAUUAUAAACACAAGCAAAAAAUGACAAGGUAUUCCGCAGCAAUAGUCACUUUUUAAGAUGCUCGAAUGUGAUUAAAUUAAUAAAUGUUGAUUACAUUUAAUUGUGUACUUGUUUCAUUUUCCGACAAGUAUUCCGAACGAACAAAAAUGUUGGAAAGGAAAAUCAAUCCGGUCAUCUCGAAACAAUCAACUGAGAUUACUGGAUUACUAUCUUGCCAGUUUUUUGCGGCUGCUUCUAGGCUGCUCCUUUCCAAUGAAAUCAGAUGUACUUUAUUUUUGUUUCUGUAUCUCUGUAGUCACAAUGUUUAAGCCUGCCAUGCAGCAACACGGCCGUUACAUGGACGCAAAAGCCUGAAGAUGGCGUAAUUCUUUAUAUGUAGUUAUAAAAGUUAAUGAUAUCGUCGAUGAUUAGAAUAUUAGUUUAUCUAUGCUCCAAGUUAAAAGUAUUUCCAGUGACCAUUGGCUAAUGAGAUCACAUGCCCGGCUCAUGUGUGGCUAAGCCGACGCUGUAAAAGUUAGUGUUUGGUGUUACACUGCGGUCUACUGUACGCGUAUAUCAGCAAAUCUCGUAAAACCGACAAUAAAAGUUCUAAUACUACAAAUCA
This is a messenger RNA of Rhincodon typus (whale shark), 2271 nucleotides long. RefSeq names its product homeobox protein Hox-D8. The transcript has 2 exons. Gene Ontology annotation, molecular function: RNA polymerase II transcription regulatory region sequence-specific DNA binding; DNA-binding transcription factor activity, RNA polymerase II-specific. The record is from RefSeq and is a predicted model, not a curated record. Gene Ontology annotation, biological process: regulation of transcription by RNA polymerase II. Gene Ontology annotation, cellular component: nucleus. Bases 388 to 1107 code for a protein of 239 amino acids. Lineage: Eukaryota; Metazoa; Chordata; Chondrichthyes; Orectolobiformes; Rhincodontidae.